Mycena citricolor is the source of this 1087-nucleotide messenger RNA. The record is from the annotation of a GenBank genome assembly. Lineage: Eukaryota; Fungi; Basidiomycota; Agaricomycetes; Agaricales; Mycenaceae.
AUGGGCUAUACAAUCUGUGUGCUAGGAAAGCCAUCACCCCCUCUCUCUCGAUGUGGUACUAUGGGCAUCGCCGUUCUGUCCGGUGUUCUUGACAGUCUCCGUCCGCGUGUCCAGCUCCCGUCGGACAUUUCGUCCUCCUCGAAGAAGGCCAAGUGGGAUUCUCACACGCCGGGAACCGUGACGCCCGCAGUCGAGACAGACGACGAAUCUGUUCCGACCUCGUUUAUGGCGUGCGUCUCUCGUGAAGAGAGUGCAGCGCGUCUGCGAUCCGUGUUCCCUUCCUCGGUCGCAGUCAUUGCAGGCGGCAACUUGGACGCAGUGAAAAAAUCGGAUGUCAUCCUCCUCUGUUGCAAGCCGCAGAUUGCCCACACGAUCUUGGGUGAAGCGGGAAUGAAAGAGGCGCUGGAAGGGAAAUUGCUCAUCAGCAUUCUUGCCGGAGUUACCAUCUCGCAGCUCACAGCAUGGGUCACUCCCACAACCCGUGUUAUUCGUGCGAUGCCCAACACACCAUGCAAAAUUCGUGAAGGGAUGACCACAAUCUCCGACUCACCCCCUCCCUCUCCACUAGACCGCGCCAUCACCAAUACGAUCUUCUCUUCAAUCGGGCGUGUGCGUUUCCUGCCCGAAAAGCACUUCGAUGCCUGCACUGCGCUGUCUGGCUCUGGGCCCGCAUUUGCUUGCAUCUUCCUCGAGGCCAUGGCCGAUGGUGGAGUGAUGAUGGGACUGCCACGAGCUGAGGCGUUGGAGUUGGCUGCUCAAACUCUGCAAGGUGCAGCACGGAUGGUUCUGCAAGGCGGCACUCACCCAGCGCAACUGAAAGACGCAGUAACCACGCCCGGCGGAUGCACAAUUGCUGGAUUACUGGCUAUGGAGGACGGACGUGUGCGUUCAACGAUUGCCCGCGCAAUUCAGAUUGCCACAGAACGGGCCAGCGAGUUGGGUCAGCCGAAAAAAGAUUAGAGCAUCAUAUUUUUCAACUCGAAAACAUGUGCCCUACGCCGAUCUACUACCCUCCAUCGAAUCCAGAGUAUCGCAAAUAAGCCUGGUCUCGGCACCAGCUACGAGAGCAUCUGUGCGAGAUGGGUUC